AUGUCCGACGUCGAACAAGCUGUGGUGCGGCUUCGAGAUGUUGUCAUCCGUUUCGCGAGCGUCAUGAAUGAGACAAACGCUGUGUCUACAGGGGAAAGCAUGAGUGCUGGUCAUCCGUCUGAAUCUGAGUCGAGCAAAGGCGUGGAGGGACAGGCUGUAGACGAGCCAGACUUGCCAGAGCAGAAGAUGAUCUUGGUGUACUCUUGGCUCCAGUCAGGCGGGGUCGAGAAGGCCCAGACGCUUUUCGACAAGACGCGUGUCAAGCGUGGCAACAGCGCGAAGCUGGUGCAGCGCCAACAGACCGUUGCCGCGCGCGCUAAAUGA
Messenger RNA from Colletotrichum orchidophilum, 324 nucleotides. RefSeq lists its product as uncharacterized. Lineage: Eukaryota; Fungi; Ascomycota; Sordariomycetes; Glomerellales; Glomerellaceae. The transcript is spliced from 2 exons. The record is from RefSeq and is a predicted model, not a curated record. The coding region runs from base 1 to 324 and encodes 107 amino acids.